Molecule: messenger RNA, 1612 nt
Organism: Andrographis paniculata
Lineage: Eukaryota; Viridiplantae; Streptophyta; Magnoliopsida; Lamiales; Acanthaceae
Product: probable pectate lyase 5
Exons: 3
Coding region: 39-1274 (411 amino acids)
Molecular function (GO): pectate lyase activity
Source: RefSeq, a predicted model, not a curated record
CUCUUCUUAUCCAAACUCCAAUUCCAAUACUUUGUGCCAUGGCGAUUACAGUAUUACUACUGCCACUGCUUCUUUUCCCCGUAGUAAUCCCCGCAGCUGCUUCCACAUUGUCUUCACCAGUUCAUCCUGACCCUGAAGCUGUUGUCCAAGAAGUCAAUGAGAAAAUCAAUAAUGCGUCGACGAGGAGAAAUUUGGGAUUCCUGUCGUCGUGCGGGACCGGCAACCCAAUCGACGACUGCUGGCGGUGCGACGCCAACUGGGACAAGAACCGGCAGCGCCUCGCCGACUGCGCCAUCGGCUUCGGCAAGCACGCGGUGGGUGGGCGGGACGGCAAAAUGUACGUCGUCACGGACUCCGGGGACGAUGCGGUGAACCCGAAGGCCGGGACUCUCCGGUACGGCGUGAUCCAGAAGGAGCCGCUGUGGAUCGUGUUCGGGCGGGACAUGGUGAUCCGGCUCAAGCAGGAGCUACUGGUGCACUCUUUCAAGACCAUCGACGGGCGCGGCGCCAGCGUCCACAUCGCGGGCGGCGCGUGCAUCACCAUCCAGUACGUGACCAAUAUAAUCAUCCACGGAAUCAAUAUCCACGACUGCAAGGCCGCCGGGAACGCCUACGUCCGGGACUCCCCCGACCACUACGGGUGGCGGACGGCGUCGGACGGCGACGGGAUCUCCAUAUUCGGCGGAAGCCACGUGUGGGUGGACCACUGCUCGCUGUCCAACUGCCAGGACGGGCUGAUCGACGCCAUCCAUGGCUCCACGGCGGUGACGCUGUCCAACAACUACAUGACGCACCACAACAAGGUGAUGCUGUUGGGCCACAGCGACAGCUACAAGGCCGACAAGAACAUGCAGGUCACCAUUGCCUUCAACCAUUUCGGGGAAGGACUGGUGCAGAGGAUGCCAAGGUGCAGACAUGGAUAUUUCCAUGUGGUGAACAAUGACUACACGAGUUGGGGAAUGUACGCCAUUGGCGGGAGUGCCUCUCCCACCAUCAACAGCCAAGGCAACCGCUUUCUAGCUCCCAACCGCGCCGAGAACAAGGAGGUUACUAAACACGAGGAUGCUCCAGAGAAAGAAUGGAAGAAAUGGAACUGGAGAUCCCAGGGAGACCUGAUGCUAAACGGCGCCUUCUUCAGAGUGUCGGGUGCGGGAGCCUCAGCCUCCUCAAACUACGCUAAGGCGUCCAGCUUGAGCGCCCGAUCCUCGUCGCUAGUCGGAUCCAUCACAAUGGGAGCCGGCUCCCUCUCCUGCCGGAAAGCCCGACGCUGUUGACCGUCACCGCCUAAUAUAAUAAGCUCGCCUUUCAUAUAUAAUUAAUUAUAUAAUUAGAGCUGCCAUUAAUUCUCACACCAGCUAUUAUAUUUAAUUAUAUUCGAGUCCAUUCAUUUUUUUUACUAUUAAUUAUUCACUGCAACAACCUCGGCCUCUCGGUUUCCUCUCAAUGUAGUAGGAAAAAUACAAUUCCUGAUGAGGAAGGAAACGACGACCGGUGAGUUGAUAUAUAUAUAUAUAUAUAUAUAUACAAACAGCCACGCAUGCAUAUAUACAUAUGCUUGUAAGUUACCUUCCUAUUAAUAAAGAUUUCUUUAAGAUUUUCUCUCAAUCUUCCG